AUGGCCGACUGGCAUACACAGUUCCUGUUGCCUUUCGGCGAGGAGAAGGAGCACAUCGACUGGCAUGCAGAACCACCCAGACCGCACCACCUCCAUGUGCCGGGGCUGCCGGAGGCGGCACGGGCUUUGGAGCACCGACGCCCGGGCAAGCAGCUCUUGAAGAAAGGCAGCUUCCACACGCAUUGCGCCCAAGACGAGCUGCAAUUAGUUGUGGCGCUCGAGACACCGGAUCAGGCAGCCCGGCUCCGAAAGCAGGCGGCCGAGUUGGAUAGCGGCAUGGGUGGCAUGCAGGAGAUAUUGCUGGACCAGUUUGUUGAGAAAGACUAUGGAGACGAUUUGCUGUUGCUGACGGCGACAGAGCAGCCCGGUGGUCGACUCGUUGGGCUGAUCUUCUGGAGAUACUUGCAUUCCGCACAUGACGACUUCUGGCGGCACGUCCUGGUCGACUUGGGUAAGGCGGAUCACCUGCAACCUCUCGGCAGACAAGGGGCACCAGCUCCGGAUGCUUGGAUUCUUGUGGAGUUGCUGUGUACCGACGACUCAUUCCGCAAGCGCGGCAUUGGAAAGCUGCUCCUGGUGGCAGCCCUGGCAUACUCCAGCGUUAAGGACGGAAAAACUGCAGCUGUGCUGACUCUCGGCCACGGCGAGGCGAAUGAGCCUGCCGCGGAGCUGUAUCGGAAACUCGGUUUCUAUCCGAUGCCUGCCGAGCUGUUCCUGGAUUCGUCAGAGGACCCGGAGCGGUUCUUUGGGAUAUUAGGCGUGGCCUCGCCUCGCUGA
This is a messenger RNA of Symbiodinium sp. CCMP2456, 777 nucleotides long. NCBI's taxonomy places the organism in Eukaryota, Dinophyceae, Suessiales, Symbiodiniaceae. The record is from the annotation of a GenBank genome assembly.